GUGUGCGUGUAUGGAACACAUGAGACAAAAGAGGAAGUAUCGAAAUGCAUGUCUUCACUCAGUCUUCGCACCAUCGAGUGGACUGCUGACCUGAUUCGCGCUGUCCAACAAGUCCCCAAGAUGCUUUCCGGUGAGCCAGCGUCGUUUCUCCUCCUCAACACCUCCCUGAGCGUCCCGGCGGCCAUGGCGAGUAAAGGACGCAACAUGGACACGCUGGCUGUCAUCCUCAACACGCUCAUGAUCCUGCUGGGCAUUCCGGGCAACUCUUUUGUGAUCUGGGUGGCGGGAGUCAAGCUCAAGGCAAACGUCCUCAACGUGUGGCUGGUCAACCUGGCCGUGGCCGACGUCGUCUUCUGCUUCACCCGAAUCUUCUCCUUGAUCAAGAAGCUGUUCCUGGACCACUGGCCCUUCGGCUUGUUCAUCUGCAAGUUCAACGGCUUCUUCAAGUACGCCAACAUGUUCGGCUCCGUCUUCAUGCUGGCCGUCAUCAGCGUGGACCGGGCCGUCUGCAUCUGGUUCCCGGUGUUCACUCGGCGCCACUGCACCGUGUGUCACGCCCGAGUGGUGGCCGUGUGCGUGUGGGCGGCGGCCGUUGUCUUCAGCGCGCCUUACUUCUUCUACCGGCAAGUCUUCCUGGAUGCCAAGAACCUGAGCAAGUGCACGGUCGAGGAGGUCAAGGACACGGACGCCAGGACGGCGCUCUACUUCAUCCGCUUCCUGUGCGGUUUCGCGUUGCCCUUCCUGGUCAUCCUGGGCUGCUACAUCCUGGCCGGGCUGGGCAUCCGCCGCAUCCGCUUGUCGGGCAAGUCCCGCCCCCUGCGGGUGCUGGCCCUGCUGGUGGCCGCCUUCUUCCUGUGCUGGGCUCCGUACCACGGCCUGCUGAUGCUCAGGAUGGUGGACAGCAAAAGCUCGGCGGUCAAGGCGUGGCUGCCUAUCGCCAAGGGCGUGGCCUACUUCAACAGCUGCGUCAACCCGCUUCUUUACUUCUUUGUGGGCCUCAAGAUGAAGGGCCGCUCCAAGAAGUCUCUGACGGGCCUCUACAAGAGAGCUCUGGCCGACGAGGUUGACGCACAGUCGGGGCAGACCAACGAAGACUUCGUGGAGAGCCGGUCUCGGGUGUGAGGGCGGCGGCUGAGGGCUAAAAUAACUGCUAAAUACUGUACAAUAAGAAGACGACUAAUAAUGAUCAUGUAUAGCACCCGUUGUAGCUUUCUUCUCAUACGGUAUUGCGGACUGCAUAACUAGUUUCAACGGAUUUGCUCACUGGUCCUGUACAGUGAAGUGA
Messenger RNA from Hippocampus zosterae (dwarf seahorse), 1285 nucleotides. Its product is annotated as C3a anaphylatoxin chemotactic receptor-like. Gene Ontology annotation, biological process: inflammatory response; positive regulation of cytosolic calcium ion concentration; phospholipase C-activating G protein-coupled receptor signaling pathway. Lineage: Eukaryota; Metazoa; Chordata; Actinopteri; Syngnathiformes; Syngnathidae. The record is from RefSeq and is a predicted model, not a curated record. Gene Ontology annotation, molecular function: complement receptor activity; G protein-coupled receptor activity. The coding region runs from base 49 to 1122 and encodes 357 amino acids. The transcript is spliced from 3 exons. Gene Ontology annotation, cellular component: plasma membrane.